Penicillium verhagenii is the source of this 792-nucleotide messenger RNA. RefSeq lists its product as uncharacterized. Gene Ontology annotation, molecular function: oxidoreductase activity, acting on NAD(P)H, oxygen as acceptor. The transcript is spliced from 2 exons. NCBI's taxonomy places the organism in Eukaryota, Fungi, Ascomycota, Eurotiomycetes, Eurotiales, Aspergillaceae. Gene Ontology annotation, cellular component: intracellular anatomical structure. The record is from RefSeq and is a predicted model, not a curated record. The coding region runs from base 1 to 792 and encodes 263 amino acids.
AUGACUACAAUCGUGUUCAUCACCGGCGCCAACACGGGAAUCGGCUUCGAAACCGUCAAGGCCCUAGCCGCUUCUCACCAACCAUACACCAUCAUUCUUGGAAGCCGGUCUCUAGAGAAGGCCAAAACCGCCAUCUCCACAGCCAAAAGGCAGUUUCCCGACUCGAAAAGCAACUUUGUUCCUAUCCAAGUAGACAUCGAGCACGACGGUUCAAUCAACCGCGCCUUCUCAGACGUGCAAUCCAAAUACGGCCGAAUAGACGUGCUCAUUAACAACGCAGGCGCCCAAUUCGACCAACAAACAUCAACAGGCCAAAUGAGCGCGCGCGAGAUGUGGAACCAAACCUGGAACGUCAACACAACCGGCACCCAGAUCCUCACAACCGCCUUCGCACCCCUGCUCCUGCAAAGCGCCAACCCACGCCUGCUCUUCAUCACAUCCGGCACAUCCACGCUAGCCGGAACAGAGAACCAGGCGAUACCGGUUAACCGCGUUCCCGCCAAGGGCUGGCCCAAAUCUGGAUUCAAUCUUCCGGCGUACCGGAGUGCGAAGACGGGGCUGAAUAUGCUGAUGCGGGAGUGGCAUCGCUGGCUGAAGGAGGAUGGGGUUAAGGUCUGGGCGAUUUCGCCGGGUUUCUUGGCGACGGGGCUUGGUGGGGAUCCUGAGGCGUUCCGUAAGAUGGGCGCGGGGGAUCCGGCGGUGGCGGGGCCGUUUAUUAGGAGUGUUGUUGAGGGGGAGAGGGAUGGGGAUGUUGGGAGGGUUGUUAGUCGGGAUGGGGUGCAGGAUUGGUGA